This is a messenger RNA of Nicrophorus vespilloides, 1728 nucleotides long. It is a transcript of the gene Alg7, whose product is annotated as UDP-N-acetylglucosamine--dolichyl-phosphate N-acetylglucosaminephosphotransferase. Gene Ontology annotation, biological process: dolichol-linked oligosaccharide biosynthetic process; protein N-linked glycosylation. Lineage: Eukaryota; Metazoa; Arthropoda; Insecta; Coleoptera; Silphidae. Gene Ontology annotation, cellular component: membrane. Gene Ontology annotation, molecular function: UDP-N-acetylglucosamine-dolichyl-phosphate N-acetylglucosaminephosphotransferase activity. The transcript has 4 exons. The coding region runs from base 292 to 1521 and encodes 409 amino acids. The record is from RefSeq and is a predicted model, not a curated record.
AAAAAUCAAUACGACUUUUUGAUGAGGAGAAAUUGCAAAUCUCCUAUAGAAAUGAUCGUAAUAACUGUGUUUUCUUGAAGGAAAUAAUCGACGCGUACGCUCGUGUUUUUGUUUAUGACAUGUAAUCAUAAUCACAUGUGUUAUCAGUGAAUGCAUCCUGCAUGAGAUAUGUUGGCCAGUGAAAACGUCUUCUUCAGCUUUUAGCAGUAGGCUUGUUGCGUCGAGAUAGUCGUUUGUUAUGUGCUUCGAAUAGUGCGUACUCUCCGAAAGUCGAGAGUGUUGAAGCGAAAAAUGGCGACAGGCGAAGACGGUUUGCUGAUAUCCAACAAAAUGUGGAAGAUGUGGUUCCCAAUAAUCGUGAACGCCGUGAUGUCCACAUGCGCAUACUUCGUAACAAUUAGGAUAAUACCAAAGCUCAAAGACAUGUUCAUUAAGGCCAACCUCUUCGGCAUAGACAUGAGCAAGACAACCAGUGAUAAGGUACCUGAAGCUCUCGGAGUCGUCUCUGGAUGCACAUUCCUCGUGACAAUGUUUCUAUUCAUACCAAUACCCUUUGGCACAUCUCUGUUCAACGGGGAUUUUCCUCAUGAUGAGUUUGUCGAGUUGAUAGCUGCUCUACUGUCCAUAUGUUGCAUGCUUCUAUUGGGAUUUGCUGAUGAUGUGCUGGAUUUGCGAUGGAGGCACAAACUGCUGUUGCCCACAGUUGCAUCGCUGCCUCUGCUCAUGGUAUAUUACGUGAACAUAAAUUCCACGACGAUUUUGGUGCCUAAACCGUUGCGCGAUCUGCUAGGACUUUCGAUAAACUUAGGUUUUCUGUACUACGUGUACAUGGGCAUGCUGGCCGUGUUCUGCACGAACGCCAUCAACAUCUUAGCAGGAGUGAACGGAUUGGAGGUCGGCCAGAGCAUUGUGAUUGCAGUUUCCAUAGUGAUAUUUAACUUGAUAGAGCUGUCGAGAGAUCUGUGGAAGCACCAGUUCAGCUUGUACUUUAUGCUGCCGUACAUAGCAACCUCGUUGGCCUUGCUGAAAUACAAUUGGUAUCCGUCGAAGGUGUUCGUGGGCGACACGUUUUGCUAUCUGUCCGGGAUGACGUUCGCCGUGGUUGGCAUCCUGGGGCACUUCAGCAAGACGACGCUGCUCUUCUUCAUACCGCAAAUCUUCAACUUCCUCUAUUCGAUUCCGCAGCUGUUCCACUUCGUGCCGUGCCCUCGCCACCGUCUACCAAAGUUCAACUCGAAGACUGACAAACUAGAGAUAAGCACCACCAAGUUCCGGUACAACGAUCUGAGCGCCCUCGGCAGGCUCGUGAUCAGCGUCUUCCGGCUCUUCCGUCUCAUCCAGUGGCAGACGAAGGAGGACCACGUGAUCACCAACAAUCUGACCCUCAUCAAUCUCGUGCUCAAGCUGACCGGUCCGUUGCACGAGGCGAAGCUCACCACCAUCCUGAUAGGCAUACAGAUCUGUUGCACGGCGGUCGCAUUCACGAUCAGAUACCCGCUGGCGCAUUACUUCUACGAUUAGCGGACGACGACCACGACCAGCAGCAGCCUCGUAUUGCAUGUAGAAUUUACGAAGCGAGUAUUCGAUAGGGGGUAUAUAUUUAUUUUUUUUUGUUUUUGUUGGAAAACGAAGCGAAUUAUAUAGAAAUAAAGAUGUUGUUGUUGUCUGCAAAUUCUAUAUAUGUGUGAUUACUAUGUGACGCAUGAAAUAAAUUGAAAUUUUAACGUU